AUGGCAACCGUACGAUCUGAGUUAGGUGAUGGGGGAAGAGGGUCCCAGUCACGAAACAGCCAUGAGGAGCCUAGAGAUGAUGCUCACCCGAAUCCCGGUGUGGACCCGAUUCAGGUUGAUCAGGUUGCAAGGGGAACGCUGCCAACUGAGGACCAAGUUGAGGCAGAAAUCCGUCGCACCACUGAAUAUUUGGAGUCCUUAAGACAAGGGCUCGCUGAGGUCAGGCGUAAAGGUAAGCGCCCCCAUGAGAGUCCACCUCGCGAAGCAGACGAACGAGCCCUCAGGAGAAGAGCUGGCUCUCAUUCUAGGCAAGGACACUCACCACCCCGACAUUCGUACACCAGGAGGGAAUACGAAAGGCAGAGCCCUGAAAGAGUGUCGAGGAGGAGGGAAGAGCAUGGGGAUGAUAGACACUCUCAUCAUGCUGACAGCAGACCCCGUGAGAUCAAGCACCGAGAUGAAAAGCCUGUCAAGUACAGUGAUGAGCCAGAUGCGAUGAAGGGCGACCUCAUCUAUGGUGCUCAGCAAAGAGCAAUGAAGGCUCUUGAUGAAAUGACAACUUCCCCUUUUACAAGGGAUAUCAGAAAAAGAGAGGUCCCUAGAAGGCUCGUCAUGCCAACGUUUGAACAGUUCAAUGGCCGAACUGAUCCAGUCGCCCAUUUGGACCAGUUUAUGCGGAAAAUGAUCUUAUGGGAAGGUGAUGAGCCCAUUUUGUGCAAGGUCUUCCCGUCUUCUUUGGGAACGAUGGCAUCGCGGUGGUUUCACCAAUUACCUCCAAACUCAAUUUCGUCGUGGCGUGAGAUGGCCAAACUAUUCAUUAACCGUUUUAUUGCUGGAAGUCGGGAACCAAAAACCCUUAGUACCUUACUUACCAUGAAGCCGAAUAGCGGAGAGGAGAUCUCUGACUAUUUGUCUAGGUACUUAGAGGUAUGCGCGGAGGUUGACGGAUGUGAUGAGCGGACGACUGCCACGUCCUUUAAGAUUGGGCUACCGGAUGGCUGUAAGCUCAAGGAGUCAUUGACCUUAUAUGAGCCUAACACCAUAGCUACCCUACAAGACAGGGUCAGGAGAUAUGCAAAAGUUGAAGUUCCAAAGGCUAAGCGGAUGUCCUCUCCAAAAAAGGAGGAAAAGGGUUCUCGAAAUAGUCGAUCUGUACAAGAUGACAAAAAAUCUUCGAGCCGGGCCGAACACAGUAGGUCGGGGAAGAGUUCGGCCAACGCCGUUGAAUUCAACAUGCCAAUCCAUAAGCUAUUCUACGAGAUCAGGGAUCAACCAUUUAUAGUUCGGCCUCCAAAAAUGUCAGGGGAUCCAGAUCGAAGGGAUAAAAAGAGGUAUUGUGCAUUCCAUAGGGAUGUUGGGCACAUGACAGGAGAGUGUAACAAUCUGCGUGAACACCUUGAGGAGUUAGCCAGACAAGGGAAGCUAGCAAAGUAUGUGAAGAACAAGGCAAAAGAUGGCAAUAAGACUCGGGAUAAUGUCGGGAGAUCUGCUGCAUGCAGGGGGCAAGAUGAUAAUGAUGAACCAAAGGGUACAAUCAAUGUGAUUAUAUUGGAAAGGCAGGGACACGUGGUCUCUGUGAAUAACACGAUUGCUCAAACGAAGAUGGCCGAGGGCCAAGAAGCAAAGAAAAGAAGAACCGGAAUAGACAUAACCUUCUCAGAUAGGGACUUAGCCGGGUUGGACCCAGCACACAAUGAUGCUCUUAAGAUCACUAUAAGGGUAUGUGGUUAUGAUGUUAAACGAGUUCUUAUUGAUCAAGGAAGUGCUGUCAAUAUCAUGUACUACCCAAUGUUUGAGAAAUUGGGAUUGAGUCAGGCCGAUCUCGUUCCAGAAACGGCAUGCUUGGUUGGAUUUAAUGGUAGUCAGGUUUAUCCUUUGGGAAGGAUUCGAACAAGGGUUCGUUUGGGACCAAAGACUCUGGACACGGAGUUCUUGGUUGUACAGGGGAGAACGGCUAAUAACGCCAUUCUAGGAAGACCUUGGCUUCAUGCCAUGGAAGCCGUACCAUCAACUUAUCACCAGACUCUCCGGUUUCCUUAUAACGGCAAUAUGUAUAAUGUGAAGGGAGAUCGGCCAGAAUGGAAUAGUGUGGUAGCUAGUCCCCGAACAACAAAGGAGACUCAUCAGAUAGGCACAUUUGUUGAAGAGACAUUAGUCGAGCCUGAACCGGGACUGGAUCCGGAAAAGAAGUCGAUUGAGCAACUCGAAAAAAUCCAGAUUGACGGGUCAAAUAUUGACAAGUAUUUUCUCAUUGGCAAGAAUUUACCAGCAGCAGAAAGAGAGUCUCUCCUCGGACUGUUAAUGAGAAAUAUUGGAGUCUUUGCUUGGACUCCUCAAGAAAUGCCGGGAGUCGAUCGGAAGGUCGCGAGCCACAGAUUGAACAUCCGACCUGACUCGAAGCCGGUCAUCCAGAAGGCUAGGAGAUCGGCCUUGGCUCAUGCCGAAGCUGUGGUAAAAGAAGUAGAGAAAUUGACUGAAGCAGGAGCCAUACGGGAGGUGGAUUACCCAGAGUGGCUGUCGAAUACAGUGGUGGUUAAGAAAAAGAAUGGAACAUGGCGAGUGUGUGUAGACUUCACGGAUCUUAACAAGUCUUGUCCAAAAGAUUUGUUUCCAUUACCCAAAAUUGACCAGUUGGUGGACUCAACGUCAGGAAGUCAAAGGAUGAGUUUUCUGGAUGCCUAUAGAGGUUACCACCAAAUUCCUAUGAAUGAAGAGGAUGAAGAGAAGACUGCGUUUAUUACUCCGAGAGGCACUUACUGCUAUAAAGUAAUGCCUUUCGGACUAAAAAACGCAGGGGCAACAUAUCAGCGUUUAGUCACGAAGAUGUUCGGAGGAAUGAUCGGACGCACAGUCGAAGUUUACAUUGAUGACAUGGUUGUUAAAACCGCUAGAGAGGAUGACCAUCUCUCAGAUCUCCAAUCUGUAUUUGAUGUCCUGGAUGUAUACAAACUUAAGCUUAAUGCUUCAAAGUGUGCUUUUGGUGUUAGUUCCGGAAAGUUCCUUGGACACCUAGUGACGCGAAGGGGAAUCGAAGCCGAUCCAGACCAAAUUGCAGCCAUCAGAAACUUAAGGAGUCCAAGCUCAGUUAAAGAAGUGCAAAAGUUAACCGGAAUGGCAGCUGCCCUGAAUAGAUUCAUUAGUAAAUCUUCUGACAGAUGCCAUCAUUUUUUUAGAAGUCUGCGUGGUGCAAAGAAGUUUGAAUGGGAUUCAGAGUGUGAAAUGGCACUGGCCGAACUGAAGGAUUACUUACAGUCAGUCCCGCUUUUGUCCACUCCUGUCCCGGGAGAGAAGCUAAGGUUGUAUUUGGCAGUGUCGGAAGUUGCUGUGAGCGCUGUUCUUCUGAGAGUAGAGAGGAAGAUUGAGCAGCCAAUUUAUUAUGUUAGCAAAACUCUCCUUGGCGCUGAAACGAGGUAUACACCAUUGGAGAAGUUGUUGUACUGCUUGGUAAUAGCUUCCAGGAAACUCAAUCAUUAUUUCCAUGAUCACUCCAUAGAAGUUGCUACGGCCUACCCUCUCAGAAGCGUCUUGAGUCGGGCCGACCUCUCUGGAAGAAUUGCUAAAUGGGCAGUAGAACUCGGCCAACAUGAUAUUCAUUUCGUCCCUAGAACAGCUAUCAAGGGCCAAGUCGUAGCCGACUUCAUAGCAGAAUUUUCCAGUCCUCCAGAACAGCCAGUUGAGGAGGUUUGGACAUUGGAAAUUAAUCCUGGAAGUACUUGGGAACUUAUGGUUGACGGCUCAUCAACUAGAAAGGGAAGUGGAGCUGGGGUGGUCCUGACCUCCCCGGAAGGCCUCACCAUUGAGCAGGCCAUUAGGCUGGGGUUCGACGCAACCAAUAAUGAGUCUGAGUAUGAAGCGCUACUAUGUGGUUUACGGAGUGCACUCAAAUUGGGAGCGAAGAGAGUAAAGAUUUCUUCAGACUCGCAGCUGAUAGUUGGUCAGCUCACUGGAGAAUAUGCAGCAAAGACUAAGGCGAUGAUUGCCUACCUGACCGAAGCAAAGAAACUGAUUGAGAAGUUAGAAGAUUUUGAAAUUCAACAGGUUCCAAGAGGGCAAAACAGUCACGCAGACGCUUUGGCAACCUUAGCCUCAGCCGAUCAGGAGAAACUAAGAAGAACUAUCAUAAUUGAUAUUCAAGAGAAACCAAGUGUACCGCCCGAGCAAGUCGAGGUGUCUCAAGCUGAGCUCGGCCCGAGCUGGAUGGAUCCCCUUGUUGGUUUCUUGAAGGAUGGUUCCCUUCCAGAAGACAAAAAAGAAGCUAGAAAAGUCACCAUGAAAUCAUCACAUUUUUGGUUGUCUCCCGAAGAUAAAUUAUACAGAAGGUCAUUUACUGGCCCGUAUUUGCUCUGUGUACAUCCAAAAAAGAAAGAUCAGUUAUUGUAUGAAAUCCAUGAGGGAAGUUGCGGGUCCCACACUGGGGGCAGGUCGAUGGCACAACGGGCAAUCUCACAAGGGUAUUGGUGGCCGCAGAUGCAUGAAGACUCAAAAGCAUAUGCCCGAAGCUGUGAGAAAUGUCAGAAGUUCUCAAACAUACCUCGACAGCCGGCAACAGAGCUUAGUCCCCUGACGAGUCCAUGGCCGUUCUCCCAGUGGGGGCUCGACUUAGUAGGACCUCUACCCAGGGCGACCGGAGACAGAAAAUGGCUUAUAACGGCUACAGAUUAUUUUACCAAGUGGAUAGAAGCCAAGCCACUUGCCAAAAUCACAGAUUCUGAGACAAAGAAGUUUGUAUGGGAGUCAAUUAUCACGAGGUUUGGUAUUCCCUAUGUUCUGGUGUCAGAUAAUGGUACUCAGUUUGAUAGCAAAGCCUUUAGAGACUUUUGUAAUGGCUACGGUAUUCGAAACAAAUAUUCAACCCCGGCGUACCCGCAAGGAAAUGGACAGGCUGAGGCAUCCAAUAAGAUAGUUCUUGAUGGAUUGAAAAAGCGUCUUGAUUCUGCCAAAGGGAGAUGGGUGGAAGAACUCCCAAGUGUAUUGUGGACGCAACGAACUACCCCUCGGAGGUCGACUGGGCAGACUCCUUUCUCCUUAGCUUAUGGAAUGGAAGCCGUCAUUCCCUUAGAGAUUGGCCUACCAUCCAUCAGGACAUUGGCACUUGAGCGAGGCGAGAAUGACAAUGCCUUGGCUGUCAGCUUAGAUCUCUUAGAAGAGAAAAGAGAGCAAGCGGCAUUGAAAUUAGCUUCAUACCAACAUGAGUUGGCAAAGGUACAUGAUAGAAAGGUGAGGGCAAGGAAUUUUCAUCCAGGAGAUCUUGUUCUCAGGAAAGUGUUGGGCAGCACCAAGAAUCCCCAGGAUGGAAAAUUGGGGGCAAAUUGGGAAGGCCCGUACAAGAUAGUUUCCAUUAGUGGACCUGGAGCAUACAAGAUCGAAGAUUUGGUAGGCAAGACAGUCCAGAGGCCUUGGAAUGCUGUAAACCUUAGGAAAUUUUAUGCUUAG
Messenger RNA from Tripterygium wilfordii, 5433 nucleotides. RefSeq lists its product as uncharacterized. The transcript has a single exon. The record is from RefSeq and is a predicted model, not a curated record. Gene Ontology annotation, molecular function: nucleic acid binding; RNA-DNA hybrid ribonuclease activity. Bases 1 to 5433 code for a protein of 1810 amino acids. Gene Ontology annotation, biological process: DNA integration. Lineage: Eukaryota; Viridiplantae; Streptophyta; Magnoliopsida; Celastrales; Celastraceae.